Messenger RNA from Rhinocladiella mackenziei CBS 650.93, 1524 nucleotides. RefSeq lists its product as uncharacterized. The transcript is spliced from 5 exons. Lineage: Eukaryota; Fungi; Ascomycota; Eurotiomycetes; Chaetothyriales; Herpotrichiellaceae. The record is from RefSeq and is a predicted model, not a curated record. Gene Ontology annotation, biological process: regulation of DNA-templated transcription. Gene Ontology annotation, molecular function: transcription cis-regulatory region binding; DNA-binding transcription factor activity, RNA polymerase II-specific. The coding region runs from base 1 to 1524 and encodes 507 amino acids. Gene Ontology annotation, cellular component: nucleus.
AUGGUUGUCAGAAAAUUCCGUUCCAGCACACGAAGGCUUUACAAGGAUCCUGGGAGAGACAUUAUCAGCCAGCAGAUUCUCAGUGAAGAUGUUGCCGAGAAAUUGGUUUCUGAGUUUAUCAACCGCCUGGGGCACGUCAUACAGAUCCAAUCGGUUGCAGACCUCACCUCUGCCCCGACCAUCAGACAAGCCUCUCCCCUGCUCUAUGCGGUGUGCUGCCUCCAUGGACUACGCCUCUGCAAAGACCCAGACUUGCUCAAUACCAAUGACCAUCGCCAGUUGUACGAAGAAGUCCGAGAGAUGCUCGGUCAGGUGGUUCUGGCAAGCCCAAUCCCGCUGGAGGAGUUAUAUGCGCUGCUGAUCAUGAGUGUCUUUGAAGCCGCACCCCGACCUGUGUUUGAAUAUAUUGAAAGUUGGCUUCUAAGUGGCAUCUGCUUCCAACAAGCUAUAUCCACCAUCGACUUUGCCCAGAUCAUGGCCAAUCUGACUUUGGGAAAGCAUGAAAGCAAAGACAGGAGAUGUCUAUCCCUGUGGAACAACAUUUGCCUGGUUAAUCUAAGAUUUGCCGUAGGGACAGGCAAGCCUGCUACGGUGCCUUCAGAACUCAUCGACCAAUGCCCCGCCAUUCUCAACCACCCUGAAGCUACACCCGACGACGGAAUAAUAUUGGCCGAAAUUCUUCUGCUCUCAUCAUUGUGCAAUAAGCAAAUGCCACCGUCACUGGACCGUGAUGGUCAUUGCCAUGUAUUGACUGCAUGGGAAGAACGAUGGAAACAUCUCCUUUCAUCCCCAAAAGCUAUUUCCCUGAGGUUCUGUCGUGAAUUUGCGUACCUUGUGCUAGCGAUGCGUUCGGUCGAGACAUAUCGAUCGAACACAGCGAAUCAGCCUACAGUCCCGGCGAAUCCAAGUUCGUCAUACGACACGCCCCCCCUUGCCGGUGGUGCCCCAGACCACGACCAGAUCGAUCUCCAUCUUCUUUCCGAUUGUUUCCAAGCACAUGCGCAUAAGCAUGCUCUUUCUCUGGCGAGGGUUUUUCUGGAAAUACCGACCACUCUUGUCCAGGAACUCCCCAAAUUCCACCACAUUUGCACCGCCUAUUGCACUCUUGUGUUGUCUGAAUACGCCGACAAGACCGAAAUUCCGCGCAGGGACGUUUUCCAGACUCUCAGUGACGUCUUCGACCACUAUUGUCGAUUCUCUGAUGAAAUUCCCGCGGUCAUGAACGUUGCCAUGGAGAAAAUGAGGCUGAGUCUGGGACGAGACCUGGCUUCCAAGCGACAGGAGCAGAAUCAACCAUGCCGCCAGUCCACCGCUUCUACUCCAAUGGAAAUCUCAAAUGAUCGGCGCACACACGCAACAAGUGCAAAUCUUUCUGUCGAUCCCAUUGAGCUCGGCCGAGACUUCAACAUGGAUGAGUUUGAUCAUGACAUGGAUCUUUCAUCAUUUCCGACUGUAGAGGACUUUUUUGGAAAUUGGAUGAUGGAUGUUGGGGGCGAAUAUCCCGAUACCUCACUCCAAGAUUGA